AUGCCAAUCAACGACUACGGCGUCUGGAGAGCACGCCCUGUGAUGUAUAAAUUCGAACAUGAUGCCGAUGAUAACGUCUCCCCACAUCUAUCUCUCUACUUUGACGAUGGACAAGAACAGAAUGAAGACUACAGCUCUACCAACGAGUUUCGCGAGCAUGGUCGCCACAAGACUCACCAUCGCGGCCCGAAGCCUGUAGAAAUUCCUGGGCUGAGCAGAGCAGCAAUCAAUAUUAAGUCUGGCGUCAAGCAGGAAUCCAGACUAGUUUUUUGGGCGAAUCGAAACUUCAAGGAUAACCCGAUGGUCAAUAAGCUGGCCGAAUUACCCUCUGGCUUCAAUUCGCUUAAACACGCGGACAAAGCACCUGGUGGCCUCAGAUUAGAUUUCAUCCGGGGCAAUUUGUUCAACGUGAAUUGGGGUCGACUUUUACCUCACGAUACUGAAGGCCCAAACAUCCUCGAGCCCGAGGUGCAAAAGGCAAUCGAUCAAAAGGCGGAGAUCUACCUCUUUGGAGAAAGGUUCAACACUGAAAAUGGUAUUCACAAUAUCCACAUGAACCAGGGCAACUGUGGGAAAUGGACAUCCGAUGAUAGCAUUUUCCAAGAUGGAGGCCUUCUGAUAAAGUACCCAACCUCCGGCAAUUGGGUGGGCAUCUUCCUCGGGUUCGCUGGACAAGCUGUGCACACCGAUAAUUGUGGCCAUGCUAUUUCAUUGGAGCGCUGGCCUAACUAUCUGAGCUCAACAUCAAAGCGCUCUGAUCUGAUCGAGACCUCUGUAUCCAUCGACGAGGCUUCGGUCGAACAGCAUCCCUCUGAGACCAGACGCCGCUCGGUUACUCUCACAAAUCGGACGGAUCAUACAAUUCCUCUGUCUUCUUGGAAGAUUAAGAACUCCGCUGGCCAGGCCCAAAAGUUACCUGCAAAUGCCGAGUUGAAGGCCAAUUCAACUAAUGUCUUUGAUAUCUCCCAUGUUGACCUUUCUAACAUCGCCGAUACGGUCACAUUGAUAAAUGAGAAGGGUCUUAAGGUUGACGGAGUGAGCUAUAAUUCUCAUCCAGGGAAAUUCCAAGGACAGUCCGUUGUCUUCGCUCAUUAA
This is a messenger RNA of Penicillium malachiteum, 1095 nucleotides long. RefSeq lists its product as uncharacterized. Lineage: Eukaryota; Fungi; Ascomycota; Eurotiomycetes; Eurotiales; Aspergillaceae. The record is from RefSeq and is a predicted model, not a curated record. The transcript has a single exon. The coding region runs from base 1 to 1095 and encodes 364 amino acids.